AUGUCUUACGUUGUUGAAAAGCAUUCAGAAUUGAUCAUUGCGACGAAGACAAAAGCGAAUGAAAAUGAAUUUUUGUCUGCUGUUAUCGAAAAACUGUCACUCGAGGGAAAAACUAGUAGAACAAUGAGAGAGCAAAGACUAGGAACACUGCCGAAAAUGGAACGCAUGCAAUUGUUACCUGUUCAAUUGAUAAAUAAAAACAGUGCAAGUCUAAAGCAAAUCUAA
Clunio marinus is the source of this 225-nucleotide messenger RNA. The record is from the annotation of a GenBank genome assembly. Lineage: Eukaryota; Metazoa; Arthropoda; Insecta; Diptera; Chironomidae.